Molecule: messenger RNA, 4136 nt
Organism: Monodelphis domestica (gray short-tailed opossum)
Lineage: Eukaryota; Metazoa; Chordata; Mammalia; Didelphimorphia; Didelphidae
Gene: MISO1
Product: mitochondrial inner membrane subdomain organizer 1
Source: RefSeq, a predicted model, not a curated record
ACAAGGUUUGAGCAUCGGUGCCCUAUGACCGAGGGGCGUGCGCGCACGCUCAGGAGGGGAGGGGCAUCGCGAAGUAUGGCCAGACGUCGGAGGCGAGGUUAGCUAUGGGCUCGAGGCGCGGCCCGACUCCGGCGGCCCUUGUCGGCAUCCCCAUACAGGCAGAAACAACAACAGCAGUAGCCGCAGAGGCGUAGGCGCAGAUCCGCCUCGCCCGGCCGACUAUAAUAAAUACAGGUCGGGAGCCAACCCCGCCCCCUUCAAGAUGGAGGAUCCUUGCUCCAGGUGUUCGCAGGAGCAGACGCUGGAGCGGGCACAGACACCGCCUCCAGAUCAACCUGGCCAUCAGUUGAUCCGCUUGAUUCCCCGGGUCCCCAGGACGCAGCAGAUGCCGGGCUCCCCAAACAACGUCAGCUUCCCGGAGAUGUCGGAGCUCUUGAACCGCCCCCCCAAAGUUCCGAGCCCGCCAUCCUCCCGGCAGGAAGGGCAGCUCUCCGACCGCGACGAUGACGGGGCCGAGUUCGAUUUCAACGUGGUGGCGCGCCUGUCGCAGUGGGCGGACGAAAACCUGUGCCUUAUUCGGGUACCCGCGAGGGCGGGACGGAGGGCGGGGCCCUCACUGGACACGAGGUUGAGAGCCUCAGCCAGAACAUCAGCACCGGAAUGGCGGUGGUGGGUCUCAUCUUACUCGCGAAAAGUAUUAAGCUGUUCUUCAGAUAUUCCAGAGGAAUUUAUAAAAAAUAACGUGAAAUUACAAGGACGAUUACGCCGGAUCACUGAAAAUGGACUGAAGGUGGAACAUACUCCCAUUACCGUCCCUCUGAUUUCAAGAUGGAGAAAGCAGCCAUAUGGGGUUUUGCUGGUAAAGAUAGCUGGAGUGGAGCUCACUGAGGCUGGUUGGGGGUGGCUGCAAAAGGAAUUAAAACCUUCUCAAAAACUGUGGUUCCAGCUGCUGGCGAAGGAGAAUUCAGCCCUUCUUUGCCUCCUUUUAGUGGAGAAAGGCAGAUUUUUUAAUGUGUGUUUGAACGAAGAGAUUUUGAGAAGAGGGCUCGGCCGAACUGUUCUCAUCAAGGAGCUAGACCAUGAAUCUAAAAUAUUCUGGACAGUUCACAAAAAUCUCCUAAAAGCUGAGCUGAAAGCUAUGAAAAAAGGAGAAGGACUUUGGAAAGAACAAUCUGAGAUAGUGACAUAUGUAAAGAAAUUUAAAGGUUCAUGGAGAGAAAUAUGGUGUGAAGACGGACAGUCUGUUAAGAAAGGUGUAAGCUUGGAUACAGUACUCAAGACAUCAACUUAUUAUCAAAUGUUAAAGCGUCGUUAUGAAAAAUACAAAGAAAAUGACUGACUCAACAAUUUGGAUUCCUGACCGAUUCAUCCAAGCAGCAAAAGCAUCCCUGCCCCCCUCCACCCCCCAGUAGUGCUUCUUCAUCCUCUACAACUCCGCCGCCUCCCGAUCCUGUUGACAACUCGACCGAUCCGGUGGACCGACUCUCUUCAUUCUCACGCCCUGCCCCGAUCCGUCAGCGACGCCUGGCUGCCUCAACUUGUACUCCUGGCCCCGACGUGGGGGCAGCUGAAAGGUCUCUCCCAGCAAGCUGGUGAUGUAGUAAGUCGCCAGAACACAGAGCCGAGCCCAGAUGGGGGUUUUGUGGCUGGGCCCGUCAGGUAAUGUCAGUUUCCGCCACUGCUCAGGGGGCUUAUUUCCCUGCACCUCCCAGAGAUGUUCAGGUGUACCCCAAUGAUUCUGAUUUCUUUGGUGGUCUACAAAUACCUACAUGUUGCGUAAGUCCUUCUUUACCUCGACUUGCUCUGGUUUGUCCCACCUGCCGCCUUUAUGUUGCACCAUCGGCCCUCUUCCCACUCCAGGCUGCUUGUUGGCAGAUGUUCAUUCAUGCCUUGCUGACUCCCCUGGAAAGGACGGUACAAAACUUGGGCAAUUACUUCGUAUGUUAUCCCCUCCUUAUUCCCUGAAUACAUUCCUGAAUGUAAACACAUCUCUGAUAAACUUGGGCGUCAAGUGGAUGAUAGAUAUGGAUUCCCUCCUUUGAGAGAAUGUGGAUUCCCCAAGAAGGGUGUCCACUCUCCCAUUAUUGAUGGUUCAUUUUUUGUUUGUGACUGGUCGGUUUUUAGUCCAGAUUAUAACUUGAGAGGAUUUCAAAAACUUGCAACUGGCAUUUCCAAUUUUAAUUGGACUAAAAUUCAUCAGAUUUUCCCCACUGAGACAAUUUCUCACUGGUAUGAGCCUGGUUGGCUUUCACCCUCUUUGAUCUUUUUUGAAAAUCUCUCAUCUCCCAUUACUCACUUUUCUUUAUGGAAACUCAUUGCCUCUCUCCACCCUUCUGUAUUACUGCUCCCCAGUGGCAAGAAAGAUUUCAGACCCAUUCAAGCUUGUGUUAGGUCCCCUUAUGCCUAGCUUAUCCAAAUAAACAAGGGCUUUUCUUCCUUACAACGUACUUCCCCCAUGACUUUUAGAAUUUCUUGUUCAGGAUAUAUCUUGACAAAUUAUCUUAAUCCCUCCAUUUCUGCUACCAGUCAAACAACCACCCUUUAUUAUGUUUCCCGUUAAUAUGACUACUGACUGGUAUGAUGAUCCAGGCAUUUAUGCUCUACAAUUAAUUUCCCAUAAUUUAAGUUGCCCUAAGUGCUUCAUUGCAUCCCUUAUCCUGGGUAUCACCGCACUUCGACGACUGCUCCUGUCCAGGAAGUCUACACUGCACGACAUAUAGAUAAUCUUUCAAAAAAUGUCUCCCUUGCUCUUUUAACCCAGGAACACAUAGACAAAGGGUUAGAAGCUUGUAUAAAUGUCCUGGAAGAAGCCAUUCUUUAUGUUGGAAAUCAGUUACAAAAUACCAAAGUAAGAUUCAAAUCAAAAUAUCAUGCUGACUUUAAGUGGAUCUGUGUUUCUCCCCUCCCUUACAAUCAAUCAGAUGUUCCUUGGGAGAACACACAACAACACAUUUUUGGUAUUUGGAACCAUUCCGAGUUUUCUGUUGAUCUUAAAACAUUAUAUAAAUAAAUUAUGGAUAUUAGUCAUUACAGCUCUUCCCUCUGUUCAGCCUCAUCCAUUGCAAACUCCUUCUAUGAUAAUAUUUCAUCCUUUAUCUCCCACAAUGAUUUUAUUCACACACUUAUUACUUGUGGAUUUGCUCUUGUCUUAUUUUUUCUUAUUUUUUGUUUUCCAGUCAUCAUCCAAUAUCUAGAUUCUACCAUUCAUCAAGUUCAAAUCGAACUGAAGUCACUCUAGCUAAAAAACAGAAAAGGGGAAGAUGCUGGGGGCUGCCUGACAUGGUCGCACGUGGAAACCAGGGUUGCAAAGCGACCCUCCGGAAAGAUGAGACACCCACUCAGCCCCUCCUUUUUUUUCAUGUGACUUUUCCCAUUAACUUUCCUUACUAUUGGAAUUGGUAUGAUUGUUGUUCUCUCCCCAGUUUCAGGAGAAAUAAUAUGAGAGCAAAUACUCGCAGGAUUAAUACAUAUGUCCCAUUUUUAAUCCCCCCAGAAUACCACCCCAAAGUUCCACCCCAAAGAUCUUAUUCACAGAAUUAAAACCUAAAGAAUUUUUUAUGUACCCACUACCCUCCUCUUUUCUUUUAGUUAGCAGAAUCACACUUAGAUUCCCAACAGCCAUUACAAGCCAGGCAUGUCAGGAACAUCACUCACCUUUCAAGCCCAGACUGAUAGGACAUACUUCAUUGAUUUGUUGUGUUUACAAUAGCCAGAGCAACGUCACUAGAUGCUUGAAUGAAACAUAGAAAAAUGUAACUUGGACAUUGGAAAAUACCUAAUUCUGGCUUUUAUUAAAUUUACUCUUUAAUCCUGUACCUAGCAGCAAAUGUUUUUGUUACUUAUAUCUUAAGUAAUUCUGAUUGAUUAUGAAAGCCAAUUAAAAGCAACAAUGAUUCUCUUAGCUGGUCAUCCCACAGGUCAGUGGGAACUGACCCCUGGUUACCCUGCCUGUGUCAUUAAACUAUUUGUUAAAAGCUAAUGUGGGACAUAUCCAAUUAUCUGCAAGAAAUUAUGUAUGUUGAAAAAUGAGACUGUGUACCAAGAAAAAAUGUAAUCACUAGGUAUAAAAAUAAAGAUGACUGUGCCAAGCAAAGGAGCUUCUUGCCAUGCCUGUGCAAUAAGUCUGAAACACCCAA